Molecule: messenger RNA, 808 nt
Organism: Brassicogethes aeneus
Lineage: Eukaryota; Metazoa; Arthropoda; Insecta; Coleoptera; Nitidulidae
Source: the annotation of a GenBank genome assembly
UUUUUGAGGUUAUGCAUAUGUUCCGUCAGGUUAUGUUUAUCGUGUGUUGAUACCUAAAAACGCAAUAACAAAAAGCAAGAAACAUGUCUGUGUGGAAAAAGGCGGCGAAAGCCCACCAAAAAACUCACCGUGAGCGUCACCAACCAGACGAACGCAAACAUUUGGGAAUACUAGAGAAAAAAAAGGAUUACGUUCGAAGAGCACAGGAUUUCAACGAAAAGAAGGAAACGUUGAGGCUUUUGCGUAAAAGAGCGUUAAAUAAAAAUCCCGAUGAGUUUUAUCAUCACAUGCUUAAUUCCAAGGUGGAAUCUGGGCAACACUUUGAGAAAGAAACCGAAGACGAAGAUACCACCGAUCAAGUAAAGUUAAUGCAAACCCAGGAUUUAAAGUAUAUUACCAUGAAGAAAACCGAGGAACACAAAAGAAUAGAGAAACUACAAUCACAACUACAUCUAUCCAGCGUGGCCAAUAAAAUGCAAAACAAACACAUUUACUUCGACGGACCACUAAGCAAAAAGCAAAAAAAAAGACGUGAAAUGGAACAGUUGGCAACUAUGGAGUUACCCGAUGUUGAUUUGGAGAGUUUAGUUGAGAGUACACGGAAAAGGAAAGCUUUAUAUAACGAGUUAGGGAAGAGAAUUGAACGGGAAAGAGAGUUAUCGAUAACACAGCAAAAAAUCGAAAUUAAUAGACAUUUAGAGAGUAAAACAUGUUUGAAGCCCAAAAGGGUUAAAAAGGGUAGUAAAUUUAGUGCCCCUGUAUAUGAGUGGAAAUAUGAGAGAAAGAAGUAGACAAUAAACAUUUUUUU